Molecule: messenger RNA, 1921 nt
Organism: Aplosporella prunicola CBS 121167
Lineage: Eukaryota; Fungi; Ascomycota; Dothideomycetes; Botryosphaeriales; Aplosporellaceae
Exons: 1
Coding region: 91-1575 (494 amino acids)
Source: RefSeq, a predicted model, not a curated record
UAUAGCGAUGAAUACUUUUUAACAAUUUGAGAUUACUGAUCAGCACAAUCUUUUUGGGCUAGGCUUGAUUGUACUGUACGUCGUGUCACCAUGGAGGACUCUGUAGGCAAACUACGCGGUGUCAAUUUCGAUCCAGAAUGGGUAACUACCGAACCGGUCAUGGCUGUGUGGGAGGACAACGCCGCGGGCCAUGAUCGAUACCUGGGGUCCUUGUCCGGCCGACAGAGUGGCGUUAACUUCACAAUGAGAAUCGGCUUCGAUCCUGCAAACAACGGGAAACUUCUGAUUGCCUUCCACCUUCCUAUCAAGUUUCGCCCAUCGUCUUCAACAAAGCCCAAGGAUAUCUACCUCGUACUUCCUGCCGAAUUUUCACAGCUGUCCGUGGAAGUCACUCCUGUCAAAUCAUUGUCGGACAGCGAGCUUACCAAAGCUGGUCUGGUGCAGUCCGCUAUCAAUGGCCCGCAGAAUGUCCUUCGCGGGCAGUGGAAGAUGAAACAGCUUGGCUACACCGUUAUGCCCCAGGGAAAGCUCAAAGCCGACGUGCGAGGCACCCCACUACAACUUCUCAAGGAUCUUCAAGCCCUUUCCAGUGUAAACACUUUUGAAAUAAUCCUAAAUUUCAGCACCCAUGCUCAAGUCCAACUUAUUCGCAUCGCUGAGAAGAUGAGUUCAUGUACCCUGGCCACGCCGGAACUCGAUUUGAGGUCGAUGUAUGGCAGGCCCGGAACGCUGAACGCAUGGGACCAAUUCGGCAUAGAGCCCGUGGACCAAGCUAAGUCUGGGCUCAACCCUCUGGUCCCGGAACGUGAAGGUGUUUCGUUACCAGCAUAUGACCAUCUGGAAUCGCGGCCUCCAGAGAUACUCGUUCCUUACAGUGGCAGCGAGAAGGAAUCACCCAUGCCACAAGGAUUGUUUGACGAACAGUGCAUAGCACCUGAGACUCCGCCGGAGAACAACAGGAAACGCAAGCGUGGCUGGAAUACCGAAGAAUCCGCGGCCGCUACAUCGACUGCGCCAGCUCAUCUUGGGGGACCUGAACGCACUCACGAAAACGAAACUCGCCAACCCAUCCCCAUCCCAUCAACAGCGCCCCAAGCACACGACCAUCUCCAUCUGUCCCAACGUACCGACACCACAGAGACCGACCUCUUCGCCAGAAUGGUCCAAUGGCUUCUCGCAGCAUGGGAGAUUCUCCCUACCGCCCAUACAUGCCUCCGCGCCGACCUCCUGGCCCUCGGUGCCGCCGCUCGCUCCUCUGACUCCACGCGUUUCGCCGUUCUCCGUUCUCAGGCCACCACACGGCUCGUCAUGUUCGUCGCCAAGGAGAACGUUGCAGCUUCUCACAGUUCUCAGGAACCGCCUGCUCCCUGCUCCCCCGCUCCCUGCGACUUCAGCGCGGAUACCGAACACGUCGUCUCCUGGAUCAAUGGUGUAUACGAUGCCGCGGACAUUGUGUUGCAGAGGGAUUUGGUUGUGCUUGCGGAAGCAGCGUUGGAUGAUGCGGCUACUGCAAGCAAUGCGUUUAUGAAGCAGAAGGCUAUUUGCAUUGUCCGGGCCAGCUUGCUUUUUGGGUAGCCGUCCCGGCUGGCAAUGCAGGGUCAGAGCUCCUGCGGGUCCCCUCACAAAGCAAGCUUAGUGUAUCGUUAUAAAGCCACUGAGCUGUGGGGAAAUCAAGCGCCAUCCGGACGGAGGUUGCUCCAAACUGCGCUGAAUAAGGAUCCUACAGCAGCAGGAGGAAUAUCUGAGUCUCGUCAUGGACUUCCAUUUCAGCAGCGCUUAGAGCGGAAAAAGACCAGCGGCAUACUCAAAACUUACGAGAAAACAUAUCCAAGCAUUCGGCUGCUUGACGCGAUCAGCAUCAGAUCUUCCGACUCCAUCGUCUCAACUCAACGCACGCGCACACUAUCUCAGCCUCAUCGCU